Molecule: messenger RNA, 477 nt
Organism: Galendromus occidentalis (western predatory mite)
Lineage: Eukaryota; Metazoa; Arthropoda; Arachnida; Mesostigmata; Phytoseiidae
Product: protein atonal-like
Exons: 1
Coding region: 1-477 (158 amino acids)
Biological process (GO): sensory organ development; axon development; positive regulation of transcription by RNA polymerase II
Cellular component (GO): nucleus
Molecular function (GO): DNA-binding transcription factor activity, RNA polymerase II-specific; E-box binding; protein dimerization activity
Source: RefSeq, a predicted model, not a curated record
AUGGAGGACUUUGAAGCCUUGACGUCGACGCCGAAGAAGUCGUUGACUCCUUCGCGACUGGACUUCAUGGACAGCAUCGAUGAUGACGACGACGACGAGAGUUCCGAUGACUUUGAAAACUGCGGGGAUUUCGUGGACGACGACCGACUUUCGCCCCUCAAAGACCUCCAACUCCAAGACAUCCUGAGCCGACGGAUGGAUCUGUCCUGGUCGGACGAGCACACGGUCCCGGAGAUCGGCGGACGAAAGAAACGCAAGAAGAAGAAGAAGUCUCCGAUGACUCAAUACGGGAGGAUGGCUGCGAACGCCCGAGAACGUCGGAGAAUGCACAAGCUGAAUGUUGCUUUCGAUAAACUCCGCGAAGUCGUGCCGUCGGUGAGCGACCGGAAGCUUUCCAAGUACGAAACUUUACAAAUAGCUCAGAGUUACAUUCAAGCUCUGGCUCAGCUGCUCUCGGAUGUCGAGAAUGUGUCCUGA